AUGGAAAGAAUGGAAUUACAAAAGAACUACUUUAGUGCUACUCACAGUGUAAAGCUUGCCAAUUUGAAAGCCAACGGAUAUCAGCUCCUGAUUAUUGACCGAUGCGUCUUAAUUCCAGUUUUUCGUCCUUGGGCACCACAUUUAAAAGAAAAUAGAGCUAAUUGGGGCAAGGAACUGGAGCAGUUGGAGAAAGAAAAUGGUGGAAAAGGGAAAGAACUCGAGAGUGAGGAACAUUCCAAGAUCAAUGAAGACACUGACGCACCAGGAAAAGUAACUCAAAGCACGAAAUCUACUUCAGAAGCGGAGGAAGAUGGCAAGGAGUCGGUGAGAAUUGAACUAGACGACCGAUUGUCAGAUGAUCUUGAAAGUAUUGACUUUAUCGAUCGUGAUGGGGAGGAUGAGAAGGAAGUAUCUGCAUGA
Molecule: messenger RNA, 420 nt
Organism: Rodentolepis nana
Lineage: Eukaryota; Metazoa; Platyhelminthes; Cestoda; Cyclophyllidea; Hymenolepididae
Source: the annotation of a GenBank genome assembly